GAGUACCCGAAGAGAAAACUUUAAAACUACCAACCGUAGCAUCGGAAUUCGCAUACAACUACCGCUCAAGUCCUGUAGUUGAGUCCUAGGGUUUAUAUAUUUCUUACUGAUUCGAUCAUCAAAAUUUAUGCUAAAAUCGCAAACAACAUUACCAGAAGCAGACAUGGGUGGGUUUGAGGUCUUGUGGAUUGGGAGAGUGAUUCUUCUUCUGCAAUUGGUUCCAGGAAUUCUGGGUUGGGGAAAGGAAGGACAUUAUACUAUCUGCAAGAUUGCUGAGGGAUAUCUUUCUGAAGAUGCUUCAGCUGCAGUGAAAGAAUUGCUUCCUGAUCAUGCUGAAGGUGAUCUUGCUUCUGUUUGCUCUUGGGCUGAUGAGAUUCGGUUCCACUUCCACUGGAGUGGACCUUUACACUAUGUUGACACGCCCGAUUUCAGGUGUAACUACAGCUACUGCCGGGACUGCCAUGACACCGCUGGUCAUAAAAAUAGGUGUGUCACUGGAGCAAUUUACAACUAUACAAUGCAACUUAUGUCAUAUAGUGACUCUAAUUCAGAAAUGAAAUACAAUUUGACAGAGGCACUUAUGUUCUUAUCACAUUUUAUUGGGGAUGUCCAUCAGCCUCUUCAUGUUGGUUUCCUUGGAGAUGAAGGUGGGAACACUAUCACUAUCCGAUGGUGUAAGAGGAAGACUAAUUUGCACCAUGUAUGGGAUACUAUGAUAAUUGAAUCUGCCCUGAAGACAUUCUAUAGUAAAGAUCUUUCAAUUAUGAUACAGGCUAUUCAAAAGAAUAUUACGGAUGGUUGGUCUGAUGAAUUCUUACUGUGGGAAGGUUGCGCACUUGGUCAGACAGUUUGUCCAGACCCGUAUGCUUCUGAAAGCAUUAAUUUGGCCUGCAAGUUUGCCUACAGAAAUGCGCCACCAGGAAGCACUCUAGGAGAUGAUUACUUUCUCUCUCGGCUUCCUGUUGUGGAGAAGAGGCUUGCUCAAAGCGGGGUCCGCUUGGCUGCCACCCUCAACCGUAUCUUCGGUUCACGACCAUCAAUCUCACAAGAAUGAAAUGAAAGGAUACAGAAGCAACAUCAGUUAUUGUCAUAAAAAAUGGAGGUAAAGGGGCGAUAGAGAAUAAAAGUAGGUUUAUAUCACGAAGAUUGGGACCAUGCCAUUCAGCAUCCUACAUGGCUUACUAAGGUUAGCUAUUUGUUCUCCUUGAUGCCAACUAUUCAAGAAAGCCAAGAAAUGUACUUUAUUGUCACCUCCUGACCCACAUUUGUUUCUUUAAUUUCUGGGAUUACUCUAUGUAGAAUAUGCCCAUCUUGCUUGUGUUCACAGCGAACUAUUAAGCAUCAAAAUGGGGAAGAUUUUAGACUUGCACUCAAUGUGAACUCUUUACGAGCUGUGUAUAUAGAACAUGAGCCCAUCAUAGUGGGUGUUAGAA
This is a messenger RNA of Camellia sinensis, 1433 nucleotides long. RefSeq names its product endonuclease 4. Lineage: Eukaryota; Viridiplantae; Streptophyta; Magnoliopsida; Ericales; Theaceae. Gene Ontology annotation, biological process: DNA catabolic process. Gene Ontology annotation, molecular function: nucleic acid binding; endonuclease activity. The record is from RefSeq and is a predicted model, not a curated record.